AUGACCACCUGUACGGUCUCCCAUAUCCGGUUGGCCACUAUGUCUCUGAAAUGCGUUAAGGAGGUUCUAUUCGGCCUAUUCCCUUAUGAUGGACUUGUUGGACUGGACACUUUGAGUGAUUCGGACUCCCAGUACUACAAUGAUCAUCACCCGAAUGACUCAGGUGAAUACCAAGCCGUGGCAUGCAUCCCUUGUUUGUUCAUAGUGGCUGACCAGGUAAACAUAACCUGGGAGAUUGCCGCGCCUGUGAUAUCACUUUACGAAAGCUGCGGGAGCAAUAGCCGCACAUUAGAAGCAACCCGGAGGGAUUACGUCGAGAGUGGCUGCAACUUUAUUCUCCAACCAUUUACUGCGGCGCACGAGCCUUAUGGCAAUAAUAUAACAAGUGUUGUGUUUGGGGUGUCAAGGAGAUACACGAGUGAUCCUUCGCCAAUUUCGUACAAUUUCGCCAACCACCCGUCACUGCCCUCGUCGUUCAAGACAGCCGCUUCCACACCAACGCUCGCUACCAUCACCACUUCAGAAAGCCCGAAGUCCACGACCACGGGUCCAUCGAAUUCCGGAGCUAACCAUGGCCUGUCGACUGCGAGUAAGAUCGGUAUCGGCCUCGGCAUUCCACUAGGAGCCCUAUCGGUAAUAAUUGCUGUGGGAUCGUUCAUCCUAUAUCGGCGACGGAAACAGCAAGAAAAGACCUUGGGGGAAAAUUCUGCGACUGUACAAUCUGGCGAUGGACUCGCGCCGCUUCCUGCAUUUGACUACAGAGACAAAAAUCGCAUGCGUCUGUCUCAGACGGAGUCAAUGGAAACAAUGCCGUCGCAAUUGUCGAGUGACUGUCAUUACCAGAGAGGGAAUGAGACGGAUCGCCCGCUAAGUGAAUUGAUGUCCGUGGAACGAGUGGAGCUUUCCUGA
Molecule: messenger RNA, 909 nt
Organism: Aspergillus terreus NIH2624
Lineage: Eukaryota; Fungi; Ascomycota; Eurotiomycetes; Eurotiales; Aspergillaceae
Exons: 4
Coding region: 1-909 (302 amino acids)
Source: RefSeq, a predicted model, not a curated record